CUUUAUGAUUUAAGGACAAACCAAUUAGUAAAUACUUUUCAAAGACAAAAUUUAAACAACUUAAAUCUUCUAGCCGAUAUUCCUGAUAGUUUCACAAUAUCAAAAAAUAUCAAAUUAUUAGCAUAUAAAUCUGGAAAUCAGAUCAAGUUAUACUUGAUUGAAAGUAGUCUUGAGCUAGCAUCUAUAAUGCUUGAGACUGGCGGAACAUCCUUUGCUGAUUAUUUUAUGUACUUCCUUGACAAUGAUGAGAGAUUAUUAAUAUAUCAGUCAGAAAGUAAAUGGUCUAUCUGGAAUAUUUUUAGCUCAAUACAAGAAUCAAUUAAACUUGAAGGUCAAUUUAAUUUGAAUCUUCAUACUAAAAAUAUUUUUUGGAAAACUAAUUAUCAAUUGGUGCAAUCGAACACUUUAAUAGCCGUUAUUAAGAACAAGGAAGAAGAUCUACAAGUUAAUCUUUCAGAAGAUAAGCGAAUUUAUG
Molecule: messenger RNA, 475 nt
Organism: Cetraspora pellucida
Lineage: Eukaryota; Fungi; Glomeromycota; Glomeromycetes; Diversisporales; Gigasporaceae
Source: the annotation of a GenBank genome assembly